AUGUCGUCGGUAUUCGAUCUUCUCGGCGAGGCCGAUAAUUUGAAUGAUCCCGAGCCGGUUCUCAAUCGACGGUCUGCAAUCUAUGGCAUGAUCUUGUCAUUUCUAAUCCUCUCGACACUCUGUGCUAUCUGGCGACUUUGGAUUCGUUUGUUCAUCACUCGUAUACCUGGAUGGGAUGACCUUUUCGUUGUGCUGGCCGUGCUAUGCAAUGUUGGUCAAGCCGUGGGCCUCUUUCUAGCAUGCGAGCACGGCCUAGGCCAACAUUUCCUUCUGCUCGGGAUCGAUGGAAUGCGGGAGUUCAUUAGGGUCUUCUACAUCGCGAAUGGUACCUAUCCCAUGUGCAGCACAUUCAUCAAGCUUGCCCUUUUGUUCCAAUAUCUGCGACUGUUUAAGAAGGGGACAAGACUGUGGAUACUCACAAUCGUCACGAUGGUGGUCGUCUGUCUGUGGGGCUUGAUUUUCACGUUUCUAUCCUGGGUGCCAUGCGUACCUGUGCAGGCGUAUUGGAACUGGACGAUACCCGACUCUGAAGUCACACGGUAUGGGUUCGGAUCACAUGAGGUGGACACUUUCGUGGCCACGUACCUUACCCAUGCCGCGACAAACGUGGUUCUUGAUCUCAUCAUAUUCACAAUACCGAUCCCUUUGUACAUGGAAAAGGACAUCCAAACAAAAACGCGUUGGGCGCUGUGCGGCCUCUUCGUGCUCGGGGCAAUUGUCAACGUCUGUUCAAUCUGCCGACUCGUUACAAUGGUGGGAAAUCGCGCCGCAACAUUUCCCACAUUGGACCCCAGCUGGUACGGGUCCGUACCAUCUGUGUUGUCAGCACUGGAGGUGAACCUGGCGACAAUUUGCGCAUCACUGCCAGUAUUCUGGCCCGUCAUCGAGGAGAACCUAGGCAGGAUCCUGGUUGUCCGAGAAGUCGACGUAACGCGCGAGACACGCGAUUUCAGUACUAUCAACAACUUCACCAGCUCGUAUGAAGACAAUGACAUGUACGCCUUGAAGGUCGUCAGCUCAAAGCAAGAAAAUUACGUUAACCAGAACUACAUGCUGGCACACAUUGAUCCGCUCCAGGAGGAGAAGCCGACAACGACGACUGUCAUGGCUGUGGGGCAGCAAGCCAACGGAGGUGCUGGGAGGAACAGGUCGCUUGACCACAACAGGUCGCUUGAACACAAUAGGUCGCUUGACCUGGGCUUGAACUUCACCUCGAGUUUGGCAGGCCUGGGUUACCACCGGCCGGUUGUGGAGAAGAGAGAAAGCAAAGAAGUAUUAUUGGACGCUUAA
Molecule: messenger RNA, 1290 nt
Organism: Diaporthe amygdali
Lineage: Eukaryota; Fungi; Ascomycota; Sordariomycetes; Diaporthales; Diaporthaceae
Exons: 2
Coding region: 1-1290 (429 amino acids)
Source: RefSeq, a predicted model, not a curated record